Momordica charantia (bitter melon) is the source of this 1735-nucleotide messenger RNA. It is a transcript of the gene HDA14, whose product is annotated as histone deacetylase 14. Gene Ontology annotation, molecular function: histone deacetylase activity. Gene Ontology annotation, cellular component: histone deacetylase complex; cytoplasm. Gene Ontology annotation, biological process: epigenetic regulation of gene expression. The record is from RefSeq and is a predicted model, not a curated record. NCBI's taxonomy places the organism in Eukaryota, Viridiplantae, Streptophyta, Magnoliopsida, Cucurbitales, Cucurbitaceae.
UCGCUGUGGAUUGUAUUAAAUUUCAAAUUUAGAUUUGGGAAUUGAACUAAUUUUAUCGAUCUGGGUUCUUGUGUACCUUUAGUAUCCUCGUUUCCAAUUGAUUGGCCGACAAACUUACGAUCAGACAUCACCGAUUCUUCCCAGUUUGUCUUAUUUAUGUGUACACGAAGUUGCUCGGUGGCUACCUUUAAGUAAAAUUAACGUUUUUGAGUUUUACAGCUUUGUUUGAUAUUAGGUGUUCGCUGUGAAGAGUUUUAGAACAGAGACGAAAUGGGAAAUGUAUUUUGCUUGGUUCGGCCCCGUUUAGAGAUUCGGGAGUUUCUUAGCUGGGCUUCCUUGAAUACAAUUUUUUGGCAAAAGAGAUCAUGUCGACGAAUUCAACCGAGAAGUAAAACACAUUAUCGUUUGGAAGUUAAUAGAGUGGCGGUACUCUGUUCGUCUGGUUUGAGUGACAAACCAUUGGCGCAUUAUGAUAAUGUGAAAAUUAUUUAUUCUGUAGCUGCUGCCACUGGUCAUAAUAAGGAAUCUCAUCCAGAAUGUCAUCUUAGGGUUCCUGCAAUUGUGAAUGCUCUCGAAAAUAUGGAACUCACACCUAAGUUUCAAGGCUCAAAUGUUAUUGAACUUCAAAAUUACAAACCUGCUUCAUUUGAUGACAUUGUGAGCGUUCAUUCAAAAGCCUAUGUAGCAGGCCUUGAGAAGGCUAUGGAUAAGGCUUCUCAGGAUGGACUUAUUUUAAUUGAAGGCUCUGGACCAACAUAUGCCACUGCCACUACAUUUAAGGAAUCCCUAGUUGCAGCCGGAGCAGGAAUUUCGAUAGUUGAUUCAGUGGUCACAGCAUCCAAAACCUACAAGGAUCCGCCAAUUGGUUUUGCAUUGAUAAGACCUCCGGGACAUCAUGCAGUACCCAAGGGACCAAUGGGAUUCUGUGUUUUUGGGAAUGUAGCUAUUGCUGCUCGUUAUGCUCAACGUGUGCAUGGACUGAAGCGUGUUUUUAUUAUAGAUUUUGAUGCUCACCAUGGGAAUGGAACAAGUGAUGCCUUCUACGAUGAUUCGGAUAUAUUAUUUCUUUCAACUCACCAAGAUGGGAGUUACCCUGGAACUGGUAAAAUUGAUGAGGUUGGUCAUGGAAACGGUGAAGGAACGACUUUGAAUAUUCCUCUACCGGGAGGCUCAGGCGAUUCUGCAAUGAAAACGGUGUUUGAUGAAGUAAUUGUACCUUGUGCUCAAAGAUUUAAGCCUGAUAUCAUUCUCGUCUCUGCUGGGUAUGAUGCUCAUGUAUUAGAUCCAUUAGCCAGUCUGCAAUUCACGACAGGAACAUACUACAUGCUCGCAUCCAAUAUUAAGCAACUGGCCAAGGAUUUAUGCGAGGGUCGAUGUGUAUUUUUUCUGGAAGGGGGUUACAACCUCAAGUCCCUUUCAUACUCGGUGGCGGACUCGUUCCGUGCAUUUCUUGGCGAGCCGAGCUUGGCAUCGGAGUUUGAUGACCCUGCAAUGUUGUAUGAAGAACCAUCAACCAAGUUUAAGAAAGUGAUCCAGAGAGUGAAACAAAUACAUUCACUUUAAACUUCUUUUGAACCUUUGUGUAAUUUGUUCAAUAUUUAUUGUAGCGCUUUCUAAUUCUGUGGCUGUCGUGAAGUAGGUUUUUUUUUCUUUUCUUUUUUUAGUACAAUAUUUGGAGCGGAGAUCGAACUCGCAACCUCUUAGUUGGAGAUAUAUGUCAAUUAACAUUGAACUA